Messenger RNA from Manduca sexta (tobacco hornworm), 2451 nucleotides. RefSeq names its product gustatory receptor for sugar taste 43a-like. Gene Ontology annotation, cellular component: axon; dendrite; neuronal cell body. Lineage: Eukaryota; Metazoa; Arthropoda; Insecta; Lepidoptera; Sphingidae. The transcript is spliced from 11 exons. The record is from RefSeq and is a predicted model, not a curated record. Bases 17 to 1432 code for a protein of 471 amino acids. Gene Ontology annotation, biological process: sensory perception of taste.
GUGCCGCGGUUGUGACAUGAGUGAAGACGAUGAUUUUGAUGGUCUGGAGUCGACCAAGGUGGAAGGGGCGACUGCAGAGUCCAGUUCUCCCUCCACUGAUCACGGGACCGACUAUCCAAGUUAUUGCAUAGUGGGAGGAGCACAUGCCUUCAUACUACGAAUAUCAAGCCUUUUCGGACUCGCGCCGCUGCGGUUCAAACCCCAUGAGAAGGGCUUCUCUGUCUCACUCUCUAGUGCGAUGUGUGUCUACAGUUACAUUCUGGUAACUCUUUUAGUAAUCCUAGCGGUCUUCGGCAUGGUGGCGGAGAUACAGGUGGGCGUGGAGUUGUCGGUGCGCAUGACAUCACGCAUAACCCAAGUGGUGUCGACUGGUGACAUGCUGGUGGUGGUGGUGACGGCCUGCGCCGGCGUAUACGGGGCGCCGAAGCGCAUGCGCAUCAUGCUCGGAUUCAUGGAGAAAGUGGCUUCGGUGGACAACAGUAUUGGCUGCCAGUAUUCCGGACUCACUGAGAGAAAACUUUGCGCAAUUUUAUUGGCAAUACUGAUUUUCUUUACCGUUUUAAUCGCUGAUGAUUUCUGUUUUUACGCAUUACAAGCGACGAAAGUAGAUCGAGAAUGGGACAUGGUGCUCAACUACAUAGGUUUCUAUUUAUUGUGGUAUGUGGUGAUGAUUUUGGAGUUGCAGUUUGCAUUCACAGCAUUGUCAGUGCACGCUAGAUUCCGUGCUGUUAAUGAAGCUCUUGCUUUAACCGCGCGCCAAGUGGCUGUGCCUGUAGACCUACCGAGGUGUCCACCGCUAAACAUCUACGCGAUCCGAGUGUCUCCCGUGGUCUCGCAGAGGUCGGCUAAUGUCAGCUUGUUAGUGGAUUCGAUGCCGACCAAAGAAUCUACUGUCAUUAUUAAAAGAAUUGUUAGCGGCGAACCUCGUUUAGUAGUAGCACCUUGCGAGGCGAUUCGCCGGCUCGCCGUGCUGUACGGGACGUUGUGCGAGGUGGUGCACAGCAUCGAUGACAGCUACGGGCUGCCGCUCAUCGUCAUCAUUAUCUCCACGCUGCUGCAUCUCAUCAUCACACCCUACUUCCUCAUCAUGGAGUUAAUUGUGUCGACGAACAGGAUCCAUUUCCUGGUGCUGCAGUUCCUCUGGUGCGGCACGCAUAUGCUGCGGAUGUUCGUACUGGUCGAGCCUUGCCAUUACACCGCUAACGAGGGCAAGAGAACUGAAAGCCUGAUCUGCCGUCUGAUGACGUCGACGCCCUCCAAUGGGGUGUUACCCUCGCGAUUGGAGCUGUUCUCGCGACAGCUGAUGCUGCAGAGCGUCAACUACUCACCCAUGGGGAUGUGUACACUUGAUAGACCCUUAGUGGCUUCUGUUAUCGGCGCGGUGACCACGUAUUUGGUGAUUCUCAUACAGUUCCAAAGAUACGGCACAUAAUGCAUUAAUUAAAGAGAAAUAACUCUUUGUUAUUAUGAGCUCCUAGUCAAAUGAAGAAAUUAUUAUAUUAGUCAUAAUUAUAAUUUGAUCUUAGCCUUAUUACCUGACGAAAAUUUAAAUCAUAACCAAAACAGUAACUUCUAUGGUUCUAAGAUUAAGGCGUAGAGUUGAACAAUUUAAAUAAGUAGCGUUAAAAAAUUAUUGCCUAUGGUUUUGUUUUGAAUGUUAUCUAAACCCAAAUUUCUUAAAUUUCUGUUAUCUGGACCCAUUAAAAUUUUCGUCUGUUUUUUUUUGUCACGGCUAAUUAAAUACAAAAUUGCUGACUUGUGACUUUUUAAACAUUAAAGUUGUUUUAAAAUAAGUCACGUAGGCAUCGGUAGCGUAGCUUGCCAAAGAGGGCCCUAUAUGUAAAUAUGUUUGGGGUUCCUUCAGGGCAGUGCCAACUUUUGGGCACCUGCUUAGUUUAAUGUAGGUAUGAGCCAAGCGGUUACUAUGCCCCUGGUAGGCAUACAUUGUUUUAAAUAUCACAAGCCCAAAUACACGAGAAUAAAUAUUAUUGUCAUUAAAAGUUACUUAUAUAAAGAUAAAUUAAAAUUACACAAUUUGUAUUGGCAGUAAAAUUAACAACGAAAUGUCAUAAAGUCACUUUAGUGUAGUCUAGGAUACAUAUAAUGCAUCUUUAGUAAAGUGACAUUGGUUGGUCAAUGAGAUAUAAAACGGAACACCCUCCGUUCGAAUCCUACGUAACAAUAACAAUUUAUGUGAGCUAACAAGAAUAGAUCGCAUAGAGAUUGUUGACAUAAGGCGAGGUUAGAUUAGAAAGCUUUUAGACGCCGAUUUCCGUAAGCAAUUUUUACCGUGUAAUUACUGCAAGGUGACUGCAAUUUUUGAAGUGUAGAUUUGUAACAAGUUGGAUGUGUAUAAAACUAUUGAAUUAUAGCUUCAGUAUGAAGAUAUGCCUGCCUCGGUGGCGUAGUUGUAUUGCAUGUCCGGUACAAUAGCGCUCUGAGGUCCUGGGU